Molecule: messenger RNA, 935 nt
Organism: Osmia bicornis bicornis
Lineage: Eukaryota; Metazoa; Arthropoda; Insecta; Hymenoptera; Megachilidae
Exons: 2
Coding region: 447-923 (158 amino acids)
Source: RefSeq, a predicted model, not a curated record
CACUUUGUUUCGGAGUAUCGCCAAUCAGGGCGAAGAUGCGUACUGGAGAUGCGCGAAGAACGAAAACUGGUCUUUUCGCAGUUAUGGACAGUUAUGGACAGUUAUGGACAGUUAUGGACAUAUGGACUCUGGUAAACUGCGGUAUACAUUCUUUCUUUCGCUUUGCCCGUUACAUUUACGCUCUUAGGCUUCUGCAUUAUUAUUAGUUCUCACUCGCUCCUUUACAUCCCCCUUUUAGUCGCCUCUUACGACAGGCAGGGAAUACCGUGGCCGUAUUCUAUUCCCCCCGAGCCACAGGGGGUUAUUUUAUUAUUAUUUUUCUGCUAUAUUUGCAACCGACAAUUGACAAUCGAUAAUCGAUAAUCGAUAAUCGAUAAACAAUCGAUUGAAAAACAAAUUCAAAUUUUUGUUACCAAGUUAGACGUAAGAAAUUUUAUCCUGGCAUUAUGAUUUUGCCUAUUUUAAAACCAGAAAUUAUCAUUUUUAACCAACGAAAAAUUCACGUUUGUCGGAAGCCAGGAUUUAUCGCAUGGUUGUUACUUGGCUUGUCGACAAUUAUUUUCGCUGAAAUAUCCUGGCAGUUAACGCGUAAUCUUGUUCGCAUGAUUGUUUUGCUUUUCGGGCUGAUUAUGUUCAUUUUGGAUGGAUUUGGAGAAUGGCAGGAUUUAUUAUUAGAUAAAGAUGAGAAUAAAGCUACUAUCGUAAGAUAUAAUUGGAUAGAUAAAUUAUAUUUUACAGCAGCAUACGAUUCGUGCGUUUCAAUGAAACUUAGCGAUAUAAGAUACAUUGGAGUUACCGUCGAAAAAGGACUUUUUAUACUUGAGAAAAAUGGAAAAAUGAAAUGUUUAAGUAUGCAAGGUUUUACGAGGAACGAAUUACAAGAACUGAAAAAACGGAUUAAUUAUUUUUUGAGUUCAAAUUAAAUUGAAUAAAAU